CCAAGUAGCUCUCCAUCGAGCCUGAGCCUGGCUGAUCUCCAGCAGAUCCGACGCUCUCUCUGAGGCAACGACACCAGACAUGGCAGCACCAAUCACCCUCACCCCGCAGUCAGAGCGCAAUCAUCUCCGGCAUUACAGCCCCAGCCCUUGGGGUGAUUUCUUCCUCAACCAUGCCACAUGCACUGACUCCAUCACAGGUAAACAGUAUUAACCUAAUGACCAUACUCUGUUGAUGUUGAAGCUAUAUGCUUUGGCUAUGCAUAUAUAGUAUGCAAAUUUGAGGUGUGUUAGCAUGAAUAGCUAAUUAAAUACAUGUGCAGAAGUGUUUGAGAAGUUUAGGGACAAGCAAGGGAACAUUUCAAGUGACGAUGUCAGCUGCUUGCUAAUGUUGUAUGAUGCUGCAAAUAUGAGAACUCAUGGGGAGGAGAUACUCGACGACAUGAUCACCUUCAACAAGAGCCGCCUCCAAUCUUUGAUGUUGAAAAAUUUGGAGCCAGAGCUGGCAGAGGAAGUGCGAUGCACAUUGGAGACACCUCGGUUCAGGUAGGUCGAGAGGGUGGAGGCAAGGCGCUACAUCUCAUCGUACGAGAAGAAGGUUGUGCAGUAUGGGACCAUACUGGAGUUUGCAAAGCUGGACUACAACAUCUUGCAAACUAUCUACUGUGAUGAGCUGAAAGAACUGACAGUUUAUAGAUGGUGGAAGGAUUUACACUCACGGAACGACCUGAGCUUCGCACGGGAUAGAAUGGUGGAGAUGCAUUUUUGGACUCUCGGAGCACUUUAUGAACCCUAUUACUCGUAUCCGCGGACAAUUGUGACAAAGUUCACCCUGUUAGCAUCAUUGCUUGAUGACUUUUAUGACAACUAUUGUUGCACCACAGAGGAAAGUACUAUCUUCACCACAGCCAUAGAAAGGUGGGAUGAACGAACCACAGAGGAGUUCCCAGCACAUUUGAAGCCACUCCUCAUCAGCAUACUUGACACUACAAACAAGAUUGAGGAGGAGUUAAAACUUCAGAAAAACAGGCAUGCUGAAGUUGUCAAAAAACUAGUGAUCUGCACUGCCAAAUUCUACCAUGCUGAGGUGAAUUGGCGCGAUGAAUACUAUGUACCAACUACUGUUGAUGAGCACCUCCAAAAAUCCCUGCGCAGCAGUGUCUGUAUGCAAAUAAUAAUCGCUGUGCUCAUUUCACUAAGAUAUGGGACUACUACUAGGGAGGAGGAUGUUAAUUGGGCAUUCAGCUUUCCCAAACUUAUGAGAGGUGUUUCUGCUGUGGGGCGCGUUGGAAAUGACAUCAUGUCACAUGAGCGGGAACAAGCUUCGGAACACGUGGUAUCCACGGUGCAAACUUGCAUGAAGCAAUAUGGAGUAACAGCAGAGCAAGCCAACGAAAAGCUUAAAGUUGUAAUUGAAGAAGCAUGGAUGGACAUCGUCGAGGAAUACCUCAACCAGAAGCGACCCAUGGAGUUUCUCGAGAAGUCAGUUGAUGUUGCACGAACAAUGGAUUUCUUUUACAAGCGUGAUGAUGCGUACACCUUGUCUCUCAGCAUCAAGGACACUAUAACUUCGAUGUACGUGAAUCCAUGUGACCUUUAGCUAUGGUAUGGUGUAUACUUUGGUAUUGCUUGAUGAUCCAGCUAGCAUCAAGUAGUGUCCGCAUAUUGUAUGCAAACCUGCUAAUUAAGAUACGGUGUACAUUACUUGGCUAUCAUGAUCAUUAAACUUGUAAAUUUGGGCUGUUUAAUUUUAUCUACACUCGUGUUAGCUACUA
Panicum virgatum (switchgrass) is the source of this 1772-nucleotide messenger RNA. Its product is annotated as (E)-beta-caryophyllene synthase-like. The transcript is spliced from 5 exons. Bases 746 to 1597 code for a protein of 283 amino acids. The record is from RefSeq and is a predicted model, not a curated record. Gene Ontology annotation, molecular function: magnesium ion binding; terpene synthase activity. Lineage: Eukaryota; Viridiplantae; Streptophyta; Magnoliopsida; Poales; Poaceae.